GUUUGUGUUUUGAAAGGUUGGCGACACUUGCCGCAUGAACUUGUCAACACGUGUUGAAAGUGUUUUAGUAGCAAAGUUUUUUCAAAAAUACGCAAAGAAAAAGUGUAAAAACUCUGUAAAAUGUCUGUUUUACAACGUGUGGUGAAACCCACCACACAUAAGGGCAAGAAGAUCCUUCUCAAGAAGGAACCUCAACUGAUUGAGGGACCUAAGAAGACAAUUUUCUUUAAAGGUCGCAAAACUUCUGACAAAAUCAGGCACGUUUUGAAAGAUAUGUACGAUUUGAAGAAGCCAGAUGGAGUUAUGUUAACUAAAAGGAAUGACAUUACCAUAUUCGAAGAUGUAACACCAGUAGAGAAUUUUUGUAGAAAACACGAAAGUUCUUUGUUUGUAAUGGGAAGUCACAGCAAAAAGAGGCCCAAUAACAUAGUUAUUGGGAGAACUUUUAACUAUGCUUUAUUAGAUAUGAUAGAACUUAAUGUUGAAGCCUAUGAAGGUCUGAAGGCUUUUGAAAGUUCAAAGAUUUUAUUAGGUGUAAAGCCUUGUCUAGUAUUUAAUGGUCCACUGUGGGAGGAAUCAGAUGAAUUGAAGCAUCUGAAAUCAAUUUUUAUUGACUUCUUUCACAGGGAAAGUGUAAAUGCUGUAAGGUUGCAAGGCAUCGAACAUUCCAUUAGUUUUAAUGCUAUGCCCGAUGGAAGAAUUUGUCUUCGAUCAUAUAAAAUUGCUUUGAAAAAGUCUGGAUGUAGAAUUCCACGUGUGGAGCUGGAAGAAAUAGGUCCCCGCAUAGAUUUUACAUUGAGACGUACCAAAUUACCUACUCCUGAACUGAUGAAAGAUGCUUGCACCAAACCAAAAGAACUGAGGGUUACUAAGAAGAAGAAUAUCAGUACUGAUAAUCUUGGUAGUACCCACGGAAGAAUUCAUAUGGGUAAACAAAAUAUUAAUAGUAUCCAAACCAGAAAAAUGAAGGGUCUGAAAAAGACAGCCCAGGAACGAAAGAUUGAGAGAACUGCCAAAAGAAAAGCCCUCACAGAGAGUAACGAAUUGAUAAAAAAGAAAAAGGUUCAUGAUGAUUAGUUGUUAAGUGAUUAUUACAAAGUAAUUUUUAAAGUUUUUGAUUUUAAAGAAAGGCAUUUAAGACUAUUUUAUAGUAGGUAAUAUCAUACCUAUUUUUUAAGGAAUGUGAUAUUUGUAUAUCAGAUUUUUAAAUGCUUUUUUUUAAUCCUUGUACAUAGUAUUUAGGUGCAGUUAAGUUUAUUUGUAUAUGAAUCGCAAUAGGUACUUUUAAGAACAUACUUUUAAUUUUCAAAAACUAAGUUAAAAUCAUAUUCAGUCUAUUCACUGAUACUACGUAUUAUCUACAGUAUGUCCCAGAUUGUCCUUACAAGAGGAAAGACUUUUAUUAAGAAUGAAUUUUUCGAAAAAAAAAAUCUUUAUAACAAAAAGGUUUUUUUCUCUUCUUUUUUUUUUCCUUUUCUAAAGACAAUCCAGGGCCAUACUAUAUGAUGAGAAAAUUACACAAAUCAAUCAUUACAAAAACACUUCUUUUAAACUAAACGUCACAAUAAAUUGUCAGAAAUGGAGGAAUAGGAAUAAAUAACUAAAUGAAAUAGGACUACUAUGUCUGUUCAUACUUUUUUUUAGAUUUAUUUAUUUUAAUUAGCUCAAAUAAUUAAUUUUAAAAACAGUAUGAACACUGAUAAUGGUCCCAUCCUAUCUAAUUUUCUGUUCCAAUUCCUUCAGUUCUGCCAAUUUAAUGUUACGCUCAGUACCAAUGCCAAUCAAUCUUUUUGGUUAGUAAGACGAGAGUUUAAAAAGUGUUUUGAUGUACAAUGUAGUCUGAUUUGUGUGAUUUUCUGUUUUAAUUCCUUUUUUUUUCUUUUUUUGAUAGAAAAAAUAUUGACUGGUCUGUAUAAUUCAAAUGUAUACAUUUGGUCAACUACUUAAAAAUCUUUAUUGUUUCAUACGCUAUUUUUUGACAAUAAAGCAAGUUAUUUUUAA
Messenger RNA from Sitophilus oryzae (rice weevil), 2001 nucleotides. RefSeq names its product ribosome production factor 2 homolog (gene Non3). The record is from RefSeq and is a predicted model, not a curated record. Gene Ontology annotation, cellular component: nucleolus. Gene Ontology annotation, molecular function: rRNA binding. Gene Ontology annotation, biological process: maturation of LSU-rRNA from tricistronic rRNA transcript (SSU-rRNA, 5.8S rRNA, LSU-rRNA); ribosomal large subunit assembly. NCBI's taxonomy places the organism in Eukaryota, Metazoa, Arthropoda, Insecta, Coleoptera, Curculionidae. Bases 121 to 1077 code for a protein of 318 amino acids. The transcript is spliced from 3 exons.